AGGGGGGUCAGUACUGUCCCCCCCCCAUCUCUGGCGCUUUUGCAGUGAGCGGCGCAGCCCCUGGCACCUGUGCCGUGCCUGAGGGCGGCGGGGGGUGACAGGCUGCCCUGGUGCUGAGCCCCCAGCUCUGGCAGCGGGUGCCGGGGUCUGCAGCGCUGGUGGUGCAAGCUCUGCUCUGCUGCUGCCUGUCUCUGAAGGCACCUCGACCUGAGCCUGGGGGGCUGCGUUUCCAGGAUAGAUGUAAUUUCUGCCUAUAACUUCUGUGAAACGCUUUGAAAUAGAAAAUGUACCGGAAAUGUUCGUUAUUGCUUCUCAAGGGAGAGGAGGAAAAGCCUGAGAGCGAGAAUUCUGGGAAGCGAGAAGAGCAAAUUCAGAUGCUAUUUGACUCAGGCUUUUCAAACUCCCCCUGGAAACUCAUAGUCCCUAGAGAUGGCUGAGGCCAAAUUAGCAGACAAGUUCUGUGGUGCCUGAGCCCUCACUGCUGCCUUACUCUUAUCUUCAAUUUGUUUUCCAGGGAGAUCUAGGUCCUUUCAAUCCUGGCUUACCAGUGGAAGUGCCUGUCUGGUUGGCCAUUAACCUGAAGCAGAGGCAGAAGUGUCGGCUGAUUCCUCCGGAAUGGAUGGAUGUUGAAAAACUGGAGGAAAUCCGGGACCAGGAACGUAAAGAGGACACCUUCACUCCAAUGCCUAGUCCCUAUUAUAUGGAACUCACAAAGCUGCUGUUAAACUAUGCCUCGGACAACAUCCCCAAAGCGGAUGAGAUUCGGACGCUGGUGAAGGAGACCUGGGACACGCGGCUCGCCAAGCUGCGGCUCUCUGCGGACAGCUUCGUCAGGCAGCAGGAAGCUCACGCCAAGCUGGAUAACUUAACCCUGAUGGAGAUCAACACGACUGGGACUUUCCUUACUCAAGCUUUAGAUCACAUGUAUAAGCUCCGGACUAACCUCCAGCCUAGCGAGAGCACCGACUCGCAGGAUUUCUGAGGUACAGGCCAGGCCAGCCCUCAGAACCUCCCAGGAGAGAGCAGUGGAAGGGAGCAGGCCCUGCUCCUCCCCCUGGCCAGCCUCCACCGCCCUCCACCAAUAUCCCAAAGCCACCCAGGCUGCACCAAGGCAGGGGAGAGAGCAGGGCCAGGUGGGCAGUGCUCCAGAGCUGCCGUGGUUCCCGGGAGCAUCCCUGCACGGUCCCUUUUUGCAGCCGUGGGCCCAGGAGUGUCCCUGCACGGUCCCUUUUUUGCAGCCGUGGGCCUCUUUCUUGGGUUCAGAGCUCUGCUGGGUGCAGGUGGUGGCUUGCCAGCGCGAGGUUGCUGUCGAGUGAUGUCAGGCAGAUCUCUCCGCCCUGGAGAGUGUGGGUGUACUUCAUAGAGGGAACUUCUGAGGGCAGCACAGGCCACACACUGGCUUGAAAAGCAAUAAAUUUCUAGGCGGUGCUUCGCCAUGAAUUUUCUCAGAGGCUUGAAAAAGGGGGAAGCUGUGCCGGCAGUGAGAGGUGUCUGCUGCUCUGCUGGGGAGAUCAGCUGGGAAGCAGAUCCAUCUGCUCUUUGGAGAAGGACAAAAGAAAAUGGUUUUCCCUCUCGGAAGCCAGGCUGUAAUAUCAUGUGUCUAGCUUUUUCUUUUUUU
Athene cunicularia (burrowing owl) is the source of this 1618-nucleotide messenger RNA. It is a transcript of the gene GINS2, whose product is annotated as GINS complex subunit 2. Gene Ontology annotation, biological process: double-strand break repair via break-induced replication; DNA replication. Bases 620 to 982 code for a protein of 120 amino acids. The record is from RefSeq and is a predicted model, not a curated record. Gene Ontology annotation, cellular component: nucleus; GINS complex. NCBI's taxonomy places the organism in Eukaryota, Metazoa, Chordata, Aves, Strigiformes, Strigidae. The transcript has 4 exons.